AUGGCGAGACCGAGGUUAAAAAAGUUCAGCAAGUUGGAGCUGAUUCUCAUUGUCCUGCUGCUUGUGUUGUUCAUUGUCGCUGUGGUUCUGAUCGUGCUCUUAGCCACUUCCACACAAUCAAAUGAUCCUGACACAACUGCCACUCCCGAUCCUACAACCACAAGAACCACUCUUAACCCGCCCAGUUGCCCAGUGCUAAGUGAACUGGAACGGAUAAGUUGCAUCCCUGACAAGUUACCUGAUAAGGACACGUGUGACCAGCGUGGCUGCUGCUGGGAUCCUCAGGGAGCCGCUAAUGUUUCUUGCUACUAUUCCAGGAAUCAUGGCUACCAAAUGGAGAGUGAUCCUGUGUUUACAAAUGCAGGAUUCACAGCCCAGUUGAAAAACUUGCCUUCUGCACCCCUGUUUGGAAAUGACAUUGAAAACAUCCUGCUCACAGUCGAGUACCAGACAUCGAACCGCCUCCACUUCAAGUUGACUGACCAAACCAAGGGAAGGUAUGAAGUGCCUCAUGAGCAUGUGCAACCCUUCAGUGGAAAUGCUGCUCCUUCCUUGAACUACCAAGUUGAGGUCUCUAAACAGCCAUUUGGCAUCCAAGUCACCAGAAAAAGCAAUAACCGUGUGCUGUUUGACUCAAGUAUUGGACCCCUUCUCUUCUCCGACCAGUUCCUGCAGCUCUCUACCCGACUGCCAAGUGCUAACGUAUAUGGUCUGGGUGAACACGUGCACCAGCAGUACCGGCAUGACAUGAAUUGGAAGACCUGGUCCUUGUUUUCCAGGGACACAACUCCCAAUGAUGAAGGAAAUAACUUGUAUGGCGUACAGACAUUCUUCCUGUGCCUUGAAGAUAACAGUGGAUUAUCCUUUGGGGUGUUUCUGAUGAACAGCAAUGCCAUGGAGGUUACCCUUCAGCCGACUCCAGCAAUCACAUACCGCCCCAUUGGGGGGAUUCUGGACUUCUAUGUCUUCUUGGGGAACACACCUGAGGAAGUUGUUCAAGAAUAUCUAGAGCUCAUCGGGCGGCCAACUCUGCCUUCAUACUGGGCGCUUGGGUUUCAGCUCAGCCGGUAUGAUUAUGGAACCCUAGACAAUAUGAAGAACGUUGUGGAUCGAAACCGUGCAGCACAGCUCCCAUAUGAUGUUCAGCAUGCUGACAUUGAUUAUAUGGACCAGAGGAAGGACUUCACUUACGACCCAGUGAAUUUUAAAGGCUUCCCGGAGUUUGUUAAGGAGCUACACAACAAUGGGCAGAAACUUAUUAUCAUUUUGGAUCCAGCCAUUUCUAACAACUCUCUCCCAAGUGAUCCCUAUGGUCCAUAUGACAGAGGUUCAGCAAUGAAAAUCUGGGUGAAUAGUUCUGACGGUGUAAACGCACUCAUUGGAGAGGUCUGGCCUGGAACAACUGUCUUUCCUGAUUACACCAAUCCCGAGUGUGCUGUUUGGUGGGCAAGAGAACUUGAGCUGUUCCACAAGGAUGUGGAGUUUGAUGGCAUUUGGAUUGAUAUGAAUGAAGUCUCCAACUUUGUUGAUGGCUCAGUUUCAGGAUGUUCCACAAACAACCUCAAUUAUCCCCCAUUCACACCAAAGAUCCUGGAUGGGCACUUGUUCUCUAAGACUCUCUGCAUGGAUGCAAUUCAACAUUGGGGCAAGCAGUAUGAUGUUCACAAUCUGUAUGGCUACUCCAUGGCCAUUGCCACAGCAGAAGCCGUGAAGACCGUGUUCCCAGACAAGAGAAGCUUCAUCAUAACACGUUCUACCUUUGCGGGAUCUGGCAAGUUCGCAUCCCACUGGUUAGGAGACAAUGCUGCCACCUGGAAGGACCUCCAGUGGUCCAUUCCAGGCAUGCUUGAGUUCAACCUUUUCGGUAUCCCAAUGGUAGGGGCCGAUAUAUGUGGCUUUGCCCUGGACACAUCUGAGGAGCUCUGCAGGCGGUGGAUGCAGCUGGGGGCAUUUUAUCCAUUUUCCCGGAAUCACAAUGGCCAAGGCUACAAGGACCAGGAUCCUGCCUCUUUUGGAGCCGAUUCCUUGCUGUUGAAUUCAUCUAGGCACUACCUUAACAUCCGAUACACUCUGCUGCCUUACCUCUACACUCUUUUAUACCGUGCCCACAGCCGGGGAGACACGGUGGCUAGGCCCCUUCUGCACGAGUUCUAUGAGGACAUCAAUACUUGGGACAUAAACCGGCAGUUUCUGUGGGGACCAGGACUCCUCAUCACUCCUGUUCUGGAUGAGGGUGCAGAGAAAGUGAAGGCAUAUGUGCCUGAUGCCAUCUGGUAUGACUAUGAGUCCGGGGGGCAGUUGACAUGGAGAAAGCAAAGCAUUGAGAUGGAACUUCCUGGAGAUAAAAUUGGACUUCACCUUCGAGGAGGCUACGUCUUCCCCACACAACAGCCAGACACAACCACCGCAGCCAGCCGGAAGAACCCUCUUGGUCUUAUCAUUGCUCUGGAUGAAAAUAAAGAAGCAAGAGGAGAGCUGUUCUGGGAUGAUGGGGAGACGAAGGAUACUGUGGCCAAGAACAUUUACCUAUUCACUGAAUUUUCUGUCACCCAAAACCAUUUGAAUGUGACCAUUUCAAGUCCAAACUACAAGGAUCCCAAUAACUUGGCAUUCCAGGAAAUUAAAAUCCUUGGGACAGAGGCAAUUUACAAUGUUAGAGUGAAACAGAAUGGUGUCCUUAGUCAGAUGUCUCCUCAAAUCACUUACAAUUCAAACCUGAAGGUGGCCACCAUCACAGAUAUCCAUCUUGUGCUGGGAGAAGCAUACACAGUUGAGUGGGACAUCAUGAUGGACCAGGAGAAGAUAGACUGCUACCCAGAUGAGGAUGGUGCAACUGAGGCCAAAUGCACUGCCCGUGGCUGCAUCUGGGAGGAAUCCAGCUCUUCUGGGGUCCCUUACUGCUACUUUGCCAAUGAGCUGUACUCAGUCAGCAAUGUUCAGAAUCACCCGAAUGAGGCCACAGCAAACAUCUCCUUAAAGCCUUCUCCUUAUAGCAAUGCCUUCCCGUCUACACCCGUGAAUCAGCUGCAACUGCGCGUGAUCUACCACAAGAAUGAAAUGCUGCAGUUUAAGAUCUAUGAUGCCAAUCACAGUCGAUAUGAAGUCCCAGUGCCUCUGAACAUCCCCUCUGCUCCAUCCAGCACCCCUGAAGGCCGUCUCUAUGAUGUCCUCAUCAAGGAGAAUCCAUUUGGGAUUGAAAUUCGCAGGAAGAGUACAGGCACUGUAAUCUGGGACUCUCAGCUCCUGGGCUUCACCUUCAAUGAUAUGUUCAUCCGCAUCUCCACCCGCCUGCCCUCCACAUACAUCUAUGGCUUUGGGGAAACUGAGCACACAACCUUCAAGAUAGACUUGAACUGGCACACGUGGGGCAUGUUUUCCAGGGACGAGCCCCCGGGGUACAAGAAGAAUUCCUAUGGUGUCCACCCUUACUACAUGGGUCUAGAGGAGGAUGGCAAUGCCCAUGGAGUCCUCCUGAUGAACAGCAAUGCCAUGGAUGUGACAUUUCAGCCCCUGCCUGCCCUAACAUACAGGACCACAGGGGGCAUUCUGGAUUUCUAUGUGUUUUUGGGCCCAACUCCAGAGCUUGUCACUCAGCAAUACACAGAGUUGAUAGGUCGGCCUGUGAUGGUACCUUACUGGUCCCUGGGAUUCCAGCUGUGUCGCUAUGGAUAUGAGAAUGAUACUGAGAUCGCCAACUUGUAUGAUGAGAUGGUGGCUAAGCAGAUCCCCUAUGACGUGCAGUACUCAGACAUCGACUACAUGGAGAGGCAGCUGGACUUCACCCUCAGCCCCAAGUUCUCUGGGUUUCCAGACCUGAUCAAUCGCAUGAAGGGCAAUGGGAUGCGGGUCAUCCUCAUUCUGGACCCAGCCAUUUCUGGCAAUGAGACACAGCCCUAUCCUGCCUUCACCCGGGGUGUGGAGAAUGAUGUCUUCAUCAAAUAUCCCAAUAAUGGAGACAUUGUCUGGGGAAAGGUCUGGCCUGAUUACCCUGAUAUUGUGGUGGAUCCCUCUCUAGACUGGGACAGUCAACUGGAGCAAUACCGAGCUUAUGUGGCCUUCCCAGACUUUUUCCGUGAUUCAACUGCCACAUGGUGGAAGAAGGAGAUUCAAGAACUCUACACGAACCCACAGGAACCAGGGAAGAGCUUGAAGUUUGAUGGCCUGUGGAUUGAUAUGAAUGAACCUUCCAGCUUUGUGAAUGGGGCAGUUCCUUCUGGCUGCAGUGAUUCUACUCUGAACCGCCCACCCUACAUGCCUUAUUUGGAAGCCAGGGACAGGGGCUUGAGCAGCAAGACCCUGUGCAUGGAGAGUGAGCAGAUUCUUCCAGAUGGCACCCUAUUACGGCACUAUGAUGUGCACAGCCUGUAUGGGUGGUCCCAGACCAGACCCACCUAUGAAGCUGUGCAGGAGGUGACAGGAGAGAGAGGGGUCGUCAUCACCCGCUCCACAUUCCCCUCUUCUGGACGCUGGGCAGGACACUGGCUGGGAGACAACACAGCUGCCUGGGACCAGCUGGGGAAAUCCAUCAUUGGCAUGAUGGAGUUCAGUCUCUUUGGCAUCUCCUAUACCGGGUCAGACAUCUGUGGGUUCUUUCAAGAUGCUGAGUAUGAGAUGUGUGUGCGCUGGAUGCAGCUGGGUGCAUUUUACCCCUUCUCCAGGAACCACAACACCAUUGGGACGAGGAGACAAGACCCUGUGUCCUGGGAUGAAACCUUUGAGAAUAUUUCCAGAAGUGUGCUAGAGACCAGAUACACCCUGUUGCCAUAUCUCUACACCUUGAUGUACAAGGCCCACACGGAGGGCAGCACAGUUGUGCGGCCUCUUCUCCAUGAGUUUCUGUCAGACCGGGAGACAUGGAAUAUAGACAGACAGUUCCUGCUGGGUCCAGCCUUCCUGGUCAGCCCUGUGCUGGAGCCUAAUGCCAGAAAUGUCAGUGCCUAUUUCCCUAAAGCCCACUGGUAUGACUACUACACGGGUGCAGACGUUAAUUCAACAGGGGAGUGGAAGCUCUUGCCAGCCCCUCUUGAACACAUCAAUCUUCACAUCCGUGGAGGUUACAUCUUGCCAUGGCAACAACAUGCUCUGAACACACACUUGAGCCGGAAGAACCCUCUCGGUCUGCUCAUUGCCCUGGAUAAGAACAAAGAGGCAAGAGGAGAGCUGUUCUGGGACGAUGGACAGUCAAAGGAUACUGUGACCACAAACUCUUACCUAUUCAGUGAAUUUUCUGUCACCCAAAACCAUUUGAAUGUGACCAUUUCAAGUCCAAACUACAAGGAUCCCAAUAACUUGGCAUUCCAGGAAAUUAAAAUCCUUGGGACAGAGGCAAUUUACAAUGUUAUAGUGAAACAGAAUGGUGUCCUUAGUCAGAUGUCUCCUCAAAUCACUUACAAUUCAAACUUGAAGGUGGCCACCAUCACAGAUAUCCAUCUUGUGCUGGGAGAAGCAUACACAGUUGAGUGGAACAUCAUGAUGGACCAGGAGAAGAUAGACUGCUACCCAGAUGAGGAUGGUGCAACUGAGGCCAAAUGCACUGCCCGUGGCUGCAUCUGGGAGGAAUCCAGCUCUUCUGGGGUCCCUUAUUGCUACUUUGCCAAUGAGCUGUACUCAGUCAGCAAUGUUCAGAAUCACCCGAAUGAGGCCACAGCCGACAUCUCCUUGAAGCCUUCUCCUUAUAGCAAUGCCUUCCCGUCUACACCCGUGAAUCAACUGCAGCUCCGAGUCAUCUACCACAAGAAUGAAAUGUUGCAGUUCAAGAUCUAUGAUCCCAACCACAGUCGGUAUGAAGUCCCAGUGCUUCUGAACAUUCCCACUGCUCCAUCCAGCACCCCUGAAGGCCGUCUCUAUGAUGUCCUCAUCAAACAGAAUCCAUUUGGAAUUGAAAUUCGCAGGAAGAGUACAGGCACUGUAAUCUGGGACUCUCAGCUCCUCGGCUUCACAUUCAAUGACAUGUUCAUCCACAUCUCCACCCGCCUGCCCUCCACAUACAUCUAUGGCUUUGGGGAAACUGAGCACACAACCUUCAAGAUAGACUUGAACUGGCACACGUGGGGCAUGUUUUCCAGGGACGAGCCCCCGGGGUACAAGAAGAAUUCCUAUGGUGUCCACCCUUACUACAUGGGUCUAGAGGAGGAUGGCAAUGCCCAUGGAGUCCUCCUGAUGAACAGCAAUGCCAUGGAUGUGACAUUCCAGCCUCUGCCUGCCCUCACAUACAGGACCACAGGGGGCAUUCUGGACUUCUUUGUGUUCUUGGGCCCAACUCCAGAGCUUGUCACUCAGCAAUACACAGAGUUGAUAGGUCGGCCUGUGAUGGUACCUUACUGGUCCCUGGGAUUCCAGCUGUGUCGCUAUGGAUAUGAGAAUGAUACUGAGAUCGCCAACUUGUAUGAUGAGAUGGUGGCUAAGCAGAUCCCCUAUGACGUGCAGUACUCAGACAUCGACUACAUGGAGAGGCAGCUGGACUUCACCCUCAGCCCCAAGUUCUCUGGGUUUCCAGACCUGAUCAAUCGCAUGAAGGACAAUGGGAUGCGGGUCAUCCUCAUUCUGGACCCAGCCAUUUCUGGCAAUGAGACACAGCCCUAUCCUGCCUUCACCCGGGGUGUGGAGAAUGAUGUCUUCAUCAAAUAUCCCAAUAAUGGAGACAUUGUCUGGGGAAAGGUCUGGCCUGAUUACCCUGAUAUUGUUGUGGACCCCUCUCUAGACUGGGACAGUCAAGUGGAGCAAUACCGAGCUUAUGUGGCCUUCCCAGACUUUUUCCGUGAUUCAACUGCCACAUGGUGGAAAAAGGAGAUUCAAGAACUCUACACAAACACACUGGAACCAGAGAAGAGCUUGAAGUUUGAUGGCCUGUGGAUUGAUAUGAAUGAACCUUCCAGCUUUGUGAAUGGGGCAGUUCCUUCGGGCUGCAGUGAUGCUACUCUGAACCGUCCACCCUACAUGCCACAUUUGGAAGCCAGGGACAGGGGUCUGAGCAGCAAGACCCUGUGCAUGGAGAGUGAGCAGAUGCUUCCAGAUGGCUCCCGGUUGCGGCACUAUGAUGUGCACAGCCUUUACGGGUGGUCCCAGACCAGACCCACCUACGAAGCUGUGCAGGAGGUGACAGGAGAGAGAGGGGUUGUCAUCACCCGCUCCACAUUCCCCUCUUCUGGACGCUGGGCAGGACACUGGCUGGGAGACAACACAGCUGCCUGGGACCAGCUGGGGAAAUCCAUCAUUGGCAUGAUGGAGUUCAGUCUCUUUGGCAUCUCCUAUACUGGGUCAGACAUCUGUGGGUUCUUUCAAGAUGCUGAGUAUGAGAUGUGUGUGCGCUGGAUGCAGCUGGGUGCAUUUUACCCCUUCUCCAGGAACCACAACACCAUUGGGACGAGGAGACAAGACCCUGUAUCCUGGGAUGAAACCUUUGAGAAUAUUUCCAGAAGUGUGCUAGAGACCAGAUACACCCUGUUGCCAUAUCUCUACACCUUGAUGUACAAGGCCCACACAGAGGGCAGCACAGUUGUGCGUCCCCUUCUCCAUGAGUUUCUGUCAGACCGGGAGACAUGGAAUAUAGACAGACAGUUCCUGCUGGGUCCAGCCUUCCUGGUCAGCCCUGUGCUGGAGCCUAAUGCCAGAAAUGUCAGUGCCUAUUUCCCUAAAGCCCACUGGUAUGACUACUACACGGGUGCAGACGUUAAUUCAACAGGAGAGUGGAAGCUCUUGCCAGCCCCUCUUGAACACAUCAAUCUUCACAUCCGUGGAGGUUACAUCUUGCCAUGGCAACAACAUGCUCUGAACACACACUUGAGCCGGAAGAACCCUCUCGGUCUGCUCAUUGCCCUGGAUGAGAACAAAGAAGCAAGAGGAGAACUGUUCUGGGACGAUGGACAGUCAAAGGAUACUGUGACCACAAACUCUUACCUAUUCAGUGAAUUUUCUGUCACCCAAAACCAUUUGAAUGUGACCAUUUCAAGUCCAAACUACAAGGAUCCCAAUAACUUGGCAUUCCAGGAAAUUAAAAUCUUUGGGACAGAGGAAAUUGCCAAUGCUAGAGUGAAACAGAAUGGUGUCCUUAGUCAGAUGUCUCCUCAAAUCACUUACAAUUCAAGCCUGAAGGUGGCCACCAUCACAGAUAUCCGUCUCAUGCUGGGAGAAGCAUACACAGUCGAGUGGGACAAUGUGAGGGAUCUGGAGAAGAUAGACUGCUACCCAGAUGAGGAUGGUGCAACUGAGGCCAAAUGCACUGCCCGUGGCUGCAUCUGGGAGGAAUCCAGCUUUUCUGGGGUCCCUUAUUGCUACAUUGCCAAUGAGCUGUACUCAGUCAGCAAUGUUCAGAAUCACCCAAAUGAGGCCACAGCUGACAUCUCCUUGAAGGCUUCUGCUUAUAGCAAUGCCUUUCCCUCUACACCCGUGAAUCAACUGCAGCUCCGAGUCAUCUACCACAAGAAUGAAAUGCUGCAGUUCAAGAUCUAUGAUCCCAACCACAGUCGGUAUGAAGUCCCAGUACCUCUGAACAUCCCCACUGCUCCAUCCAGCACCCCUGAAGGCCGUCUCUAUGAUGUCCUCAUCAAGGAAAAUCCAUUUGGGAUUGAAAUUCGCAGGAAGAGUACAGGCACUGUAAUCUGGGACUCUCAGCUCCUCGGCUUCACCUUCAAUGACAUGUUCAUCCGCAUCUCCACCCGCCUGCCCUCCACAUACAUCUAUGGCUUUGGGGAAACUGAGCACACAACCUUCAAGAUAGACUUGAACUGGCACACAUGGGGCAUGUUUUCCAGGGAUGAGCCCCCGGGGUACAAGAAGAAUUCCUAUGGUGUCCACCCUUACUACAUGGGUCUAGAGGAGGAUGGCAAUGCCCAUGGAGUCCUUCUGAUGAACAGCAAUGCCAUGGAUGUGACAUUCCAGCCCCUGCCUGCCCUAACAUACAGGACCACAGGGGGCAUUCUGGACUUCUAUGUGUUCUUGGGCCCAACUCCAGAGCUUGUCACUCAGCAAUACACAGAGUUGAUAGGUCGGCCUGUGAUGGUACCUUACUGGUCCCUGGGAUUCCAGCUGUGUCGCUAUGGAUAUGAGAAUGAUGCUGAGAUCUCCAGCUUGUAUGAUGAUAUGGUGGCUAAGCAGAUCCCCUAUGACGUGCAGUACUCAGACAUCGACUACAUGGAGAGGCAGCUGGACUUCACCCUCAGCCCCAAGUUCUCUGGGUUUCCAGACCUGAUCAAUCGCAUGAAGGGCAAUGGGAUGCGGGUCAUCCUCAUUCUGGACCCAGCCAUUUCUGGCAAUGAGACACAGCCCUAUCCUGCCUUCACCCGGGGUGUGGAAAAUGAUGUCUUCAUCAGAUAUCCCAAUAAUGGAGACAUUGUCUGGGGAAAGGUCUGGCCUGAUUACCCUGAUAUUGUUGUGGACCCCUCUCUAGACUGGGACAGUCAAGUGGAGCAAUACCGAGCUUAUGUGGCCUUCCCAGACUUUUUCCGUGAUUCAACUGCCACAUGGUGGAAAAAGGAGAUUCAAGAACUCUACACGAACACAUUGGAACCAGAGAAGAGCUUGAAGUUUGAUGGCCUGUGGAUUGAUAUGAAUGAACCUUCCAGCUUUGUGAAUGGAGCAGCUCCUUCGGGCUGCAGUGAUGCUACUCUGAACCGUCCACCCUACAUGCCACAUCUGGAAGCCAGGGACAGGGGUCUGAGCAGCAAGACCCUGUGCAUGGAGAGUGAGCAGAUGCUUCCGGGUGGCUCCCGGUUACGGCACUAUGAUGUGCACAGCCUUUACGGGUGGUCCCAGACCAGACCCACCUACGAAGCUGUGCAGGAGGUGACAGGAGAGAGAGGGGUCGUCAUCACCCGCUCCACAUUCCCCUCUUCUGGACGCUGGGCAGGACACUGGCUGGGAGACAACACAGCUGCCUGGGACCAGCUGGGGAAAUCCAUCAUUGGCAUGAUGGAGUUCAGUCUCUUUGGCAUCUCCUAUACUGGGUCAGACAUCUGUGGGUUCUUUCAAGAUGCUGAGUAUGAGAUGUGUGUGCGCUGGAUGCAGCUGGGUGCAUUUUACCCCUUCUCCAGGAACCACAACACCAUUGGGACGAGGAGACAAGACCCUGUGUCCUGGGAUGAAACCUUUGAGAAUAUUUCCAGAAGUGUGCUAGAGACCAGAUAUACCCUGUUGCCAUAUCUCUACACCUUGAUGUACAAGGCCCACACGGAGGGCAGCACCGUUGUGCGGCCUCUUCUCCAUGAGUUUGUGGCAGACCGUGAGACCUGGAAUAUAGACAAACAGUUCCUCCUGGGUCCAGCCUUCCUGGUCAGCCCUGUGCUAGAGCCCGGUGCUCGAAACGUCAGCGCAUAUUUCCCCACAGCCCUCUGGUAUGAUUACUAUACGGGUGCAGACAUCAAUUCAACAGGAGAGUGGAAGACCUUACCAGCCCCUCUUGAGCACAUCAAUCUUCAUGUCCGUGGGGGCUACAUCCUGCCAUGGCAACAACCCGCCCUGAACACUCACUUAAGCCGGAAGAACCCUCUCGGUCUGCUCAUUGCCCUGGAUGAGAACAAAGAAGCAAGAGGAGAACUGUUCUGGGAUGAUGGGCAGUCAAAGGAUCUCACAACCAAUAAUGUUCUAUGUCAAUUUUCAGUCACUCAAAACCACUUGGAUGUGAGUGCUGUAGGAUCAACCUACACAAAUCCUGAUAAUUUAGCAUUUCAGGAGAUUAAAAUUUUUGGAACACGGGCACUUUACAAUGUUACAGUGAAACACAAUGGUGUCAUAAGUCAGAUGUCUCCUCAAGUCACCUAUGAUCCUAACAUGAAGGUUGCAAUUAUUACGGGUAUCCAACUUCUCCUGAAAGAAUCCUAUACGGUGGAGUGGGAUGACAGCAUAAGGGACGAGGAAAAGAUAGACUGCUAUCCAGAUCAGGAUGCAGCUUCUGAAGCAAGCUGCACUGCCCGAGGCUGCAUCUGGGAGGAAUCCAGCUCUUCUGGGGUCCCUUAUUGCUACUUUGUCAAUGAGCUGUACUCAGUCAGCAAUGUUCAGUAUUACUCAAAUGUGGCCACAGCCGACAUCUCCUUGAAGCCUUCUCCUUAUAGCAAUGCCUUCCCGUCUACACCCGUGAAUCAACUGCAGCUCCGAGUCAUCUACCACAAGAAUGAAAUGCUGCAGUUCAAGAUCUAUGAUCCCAAUCACAGUCGGUAUGAAGUCCCAGUGCCUCUGAACAUCCCCGAUGAUCCAAUCAGCACCCGUGACGACCGUCUCUAUGAUGUCCUCAUCAAGCAGAAUCCAUUUGGGGUUGAAAUUCGCAGGAACAGUACAGGCACUGUAAUCUGGGACUCUCAGCUCCUCGGCUUCACUUUCAAUGACAUGUUCAUCCGCAUCUCCACCCGCCUGCCCUCCACAUACAUCUAUGGCUUUGGGGAAACUGAGCACACAACCUUCAAGAUAGACUUGAACUGGCACACGUGGGGCAUGUUUUCCAGGGACGAGCCCCCGGGGUACAAGAAGAAUUCCUAUGGUGUCCACCCUUACUACAUGGGUCUAGAGGAGGAUGGCAAUGCCCAUGGAGUCCUCCUGAUGAACAGCAAUGCCAUGGAUGUGACAUUCCAGCCCCUGCCUGCCCUCACAUACAGGACCACAGGGGGCAUUCUGGACUUCUUUGUGUUCUUGGGCCCAACUCCAGAGCUUGUCACUCAGCAAUACACAGAGUUGAUAGGUCGGCCUGUGAUGGUACCUUACUGGUCCCUGGGAUUCCAGCUGUGUCGCUAUGGAUAUGAGAAUGAUACUGAGAUCGCCAACUUGUAUGAUGAGAUGGUGGCUAAGCAGAUUCCCUAUGAUGUGCAGUACUCAGACAUCGACUACAUGGAGAGGCAGCUGGACUUCACCCUCAGCCCCAAGUUCUCUGGGUUUCCAGACCUGAUCAAUCGCAUGAAGGGCAAUGGGAUGCGGGUCAUCCUCAUUCUGGACCCAGCCAUUUCUGGCAAUGAGACACAGUCCUAUCCUGCCUUCACCCGGGGUGUGGAGAAUGAUGUCUUCAUCAAAUAUCCCAAUAAUGGAGACAUUGUCUGGGGAAAGGUCUGGCCUGAUUACCCUGAUAUCGUUGUGGACCCUGAUCUAGACUGGGACAGUCAAGUGGAGCAAUAUCGAGCUUAUGUGGCCUUCCCAGACUUUUUCCGUAAUUCCACUGCCACAUGGUGGAAGAGGGAAAUUGAAGAACUCUACACCAACCCACAGAAUCCAAAUAAGAGCUUGAAGUUUGAUGGCCUAUGGAUUGAUAUGAAUGAACCUUCCAGCUUUGUGAAUGGGGCAGUUCCUUCUGGCUGCAGCGAUGCUACUCUGAACCGUCCACCCUACAUGCCACAUUUGGAAGCCAGGGACAGAGGCCUGAGCAGCAAGACACUGUGCAUGGAGAGUGAGCAGAUUCUUCCAGAUGACUCUCGGGUGCGGCAUUAUGACGUGCACAGCCUGUACGGGUGGUCCCAGACCAGACCCACCUACGAAGCUGUGCAGGAGGUGACAGGAGAGAGAGGGGUCGUCAUCACCCGCUCCACAUUCCCCUCUUCUGGACGCUGGGCAGGACACUGGCUGGGAGACAACACAGCUGCCUGGGACCAGCUGGGGAAAUCCAUCAUUGGCAUGAUGGAGUUCAGUCUCUUUGGCAUCUCCUAUACUGGGUCAGACAUCUGUGGGUUCUUUCAAGAUGCUGAGUAUGAGAUGUGUGUGCGCUGGAUGCAGCUGGGCGCAUUUUACCCCUUCUCCAGGAACCACAACACCAUUGGGACGAGGAGACAAGACCCUGUGUCCUGGGAUGAAACCUUUGAGAAUAUUUCCAGAAGUGUACUAGAGACCAGAUACACCCUGUUGCCAUAUCUCUACACCUUGAUGUACAAGGCCCACACGGAGGGCAGCACAGUUGUGCGGCCUCUUCUCCAUGAGUUUGUGUCAGACCGUGAGACCUGGAAUAUAGACAAACAGUUCCUGCUGGGUCCAGCCUUCCUGGUCAGCCCUGUACUAGAGCCUAACGCCAGAACUGUAGAUGCAUAUUUUCCCAGAGCCCGCUGGUAUGACUACUACACGGGUGUAGAUAUUAAUGCAAGGGGACAAUGGAAGAACUUGCAAGCCCCUCUUGAACACAUUAAUCUUCAUGUCCGUGGGGGCUACAUCCUGCCCUGGCAGGAACCUGCCAUGAAUACCCGUUUGAGCCGUGAGAAGUUCAUGGGCCUCAAGGUUGCCUUGAAUGAUGAAGGACUUGCUGAGGGCUGGCUCUUCUGGGAUGAUGGGAAAAACAUCAAUAUCACUGAGCGAUACUACUUGGCCAGCUUUUCUGUUAGCCAGAAUACAUUGCAGACACAUGUUAUUCUUAAUAAUUACAUCACUGGUACAGCACCUUUGUACCUAGGCUACAUUGAAAUCUGGGGAUUGGGCAGUGUUUCCAUUACCAGUGUGAGCAUCGCUGGGAGCAACUUGAAUGAACCAGUCUCCUAUGACUACAACACCACAACUCAGGGCAGUAAAUCAACUGUGGCAGAAGGAAGCUCUAUUAGCCUCCUCACCUUUGCCCAGGGCUCCCUACGAAUCACUGAGGGACAGUCACAGCAAAGAAGACGACGAGACAGCAAUGAGAUGGCGAGAAAGCUCAGUAUAUUGGAAAUCCUUCUGAUCAUCUUCAAUAUAGUUGUAUUGGCAGUAGACAUCCUUUUAUUACUUCUCGUGCUGGAGAACCCUUCAGGUAAGGGUGAUGGUUCCUUUACUCCUGAGUGUCCAAACAUCGCUGAGUCAGAAAGGAUAGACUGUGCACCGGGCCAGGUGGUGACAGAGGAUGUCUGUCGAUGGCAGUAUAAAUGCUGCUGGAAUCCAGUGGCAGAUACCAAAGUCCCUGCAUGCUUCUUCCCUAGGAACUGGGGUUAUGAAGUCACCAAUGUCCUUACAAAUACAAGCAAAGGGUUGACUGCUCAAUUGAAAAAAGUUUCAUCUCCAUCUCUUUUUGGAAAUGAUAUCAUGGAUGCCCUCUUGACAGCUGAGUACCAGACAUCCAAUCGUUUUCACUUUAAGAUCACUGAUUUCAAUGAGAUGCGCUAUGAAGUCCCUCAUGAAAACAUCAACCUCAUGAAUGGGACUGCCGAUGAGUCUGUUUUGAGCUACUACGUAGAGGUCAUCGAUAAGCCCUUCAGCAUCCGAAUAAUGCGGAAGAGCAACAAUAGAGUCUUGUUGGACACAGGCAUUGGGCCUCUCCAGUUUGACCAGCAGUACCUGCAGCUGUCUUUCCGACUGCCCAGUUCCAAUGUGUAUGGGCUGGGGGAACACGUACACCAGCAGUACCUCCACAACAUGAGCUGGAACACCUGGCCCAUCUUCACCAGGGAUGCCCUUCCCACAGAGGGAAUGGUUAAUCUUUAUGGAGCACACACAUUCUUCUUGUGCCUUGAAGAUACCAGUGGGGCUUCUUUGGGAGUUUUUCUGUUGAACAGCAAUGCUAUGGAGGCCACACUUCAGCCUGCUCCUGCCAUCACUUACCGCACAACUGGGGGCAUUCUUGACUUUUACAUCUUCCUGGGGAACUCGCCAGAGCAAGUAGUUCAGGAGUACCUGGAGGUUGUUGGACGGCCAUUCUUGCCUUCUUACUGGAGCCUUGGUUUCCAGCUCAGCCGCAGGGAUUAUGGUGGUAUUAAUGAGUUGAGACAGGUUGUAGAGCGAAAUCGUGAUGCUGAGGUCCCAUAUGAUGUACAAUACUCAGACAUAGACUACAUGGCUGGAAGGAAAGAUUUCACUAUUGAUGAGCAGGCUUACCCCCAGCUCGCAGAGUUUGCUAAGGACCUGCAUGACAAUGGACAGAAAUAUGUAAUUAUUCUGAACCCUGGCAUCUUUAAGGACCCUGACUAUGAGGUCUAUGACAAUGGAAGCAAGAGCAGAGUGUGGAUCAUGAGCUCCAGUGGCUUUGCUGUUGGGGAGGGCUAUCCAGGAGAGUCAGUCUUUCCCGACUUUUCCAAUCCAGCCUCUAUUCUGUGGUGGACCCAGCAGCUCACUCAAUUUUACAAACUUCUGGAGUUUGAUGGUGUGUGGAUUGAAAUGGAUGAACUAUCUACGCUUCUCCAAGGUUCCAAUCACAAGUGCGAAUCAAACAACUUGAACUUUCCUCCUUUCACUCCCAGCAUCCUGAAUGGCUCUCUGUUGGUAGGAACCCUCUGCAUGGACACAGAGUUUUACUCAGGCCUUCACUAUGAUGUCCACAGCCUGUAUGGCUACACCAUGUCAAGAGCCACAGACUUGGCCCUGGGAACUGUCUUCUCUCCCAAGAGAAACUUCAUCUUAUCACGUUCUACUUUUGCUGGGUCUGGCAAGUUUGCUGCUCAUUGGCUGGGAAAUAAUUCAGCCUCCUGGGAUGAUCUCCGAUGGUCCAUCCCCAGCAUCCUUGAGUUUAACCUAUUUGGCAUCCCCAUGGUAGGGGCCAACAUCUGUGGCUACAGAAACAAUGUCACAGAGGAACUCUGUAGAAGGUGGAUGCAACUUGGAGCAUUUUACCCACUGUCCAGGAAUCACAAUGGUCCUACAUUCAUGGACCAGGACCCCGCUGCCUUUGGCCUUAACUCUAUGCUGUUGGAAUCCUCGAGACAUUAUCUGAACAUCCGUUAUACCUUACUGCCCUAUCUCUACACCCUCUUCUACCGUGCUCACACACUCGGAGAGACAGUAGCAAGACCCCUCGUACAUGAGUUCUAUCAAGACCCAGCCACAUGGGAGGUAUAUGAACAGUUCUUAUGGGGGCCUGGACUCCUUAUCACACCUGUGUUAUAUGAAGGAAUGGAACAAGUAAAAGCCUAUAUCCCAGAUGCCAUCUGGUAUGACUAUGAGACAGAACUGGCUAUCCAAUGGAGGAAACAGUUUGUAAACAUGAUACUACCAGGUGACAGGAUAGGGCUUCACCUUCGAGGCGGCUACAUAUUUCCCACCCAGCAGCCAAACAGAACCACAGAGGCCAGCCGGAAGAAUCCCUUGGGACUCAUUGUUGCCUUGGACUAUAAGCGAGAAGCAGAGGGCCAGUUGUACUGGGAUGAUGGUGUGUCUAAAGGCACAGUGGUAGAAAGGAAGUACAUUCUGUAUGAUUUCUCUGUUACAUCCAAUCGUUUACAGGCAAAAAUUCUAAACAAUAAUUAUGUGGAUCCCAAUGACCUCAUGUUUACAGACAUCAGAAUCUUGGGGCUGGACAAAGAGCCAACUGGUCUUAAUGUCUCACUUAAUAACAAUAUCAUCCCCAUUUCAAGCUACAAGUACAAUGCUUCAGCAAAGGUGUUGGUCAUCAAUAACCUCACAGGUCUGAAACUGGGACAAGAAUUCUCCAUCGAGUGGACUCUUGUAGUCAGUGACCUGGAGAAGUUUAACUGCUUCCCCGAAGAUCCUGCAGUCUCUGAGGAGAGCUGCAAGCAGCGGGGGUGCCUCUGGGAGCACACAACUACUUUUGGAGUGCCUACCUGUUUCUACGACACCAUUCCCCAGUAUGCUGCCAGUAACAUUCAGUACCAGCCCACUGGCAUCACCAUGGACCUGGCCCUCCUGGAAGUCUCAACAUCUGCCCGGGCAGCAGCAGCUCCAAGCGUUGUCUCUGAUCCUCUUUCUGGAAAGAUCAGCUCUCUUAAACUGAAUGUGACCUACCAUACAGAAAACAUGCUGCAGGUCAAGAUUUAUAGCCCCACUAACAAGAGAUAUGAGGUCCCAGUACCUCUGAACAUCCCUCCUUCGCCACUUGGCUCCUCUGAGAACUGCCUGUAUGACGUCACAGUUAAAACCAACCCAUUUGGACUCCAAAUUAGACGGAAAAGCUCCAGUACUGUGAUUUGGGAUUCUCAACUCCCCGGUUUCACCUUCAGUGAGAUGUUUCUUUCCAUUUCUACUCGACUUCCAUCUCAGUACAUCUAUGGCUUCGGGGAAACAGAGCAUGAAUCUUUCAGAAGGAACAUGAGUUGGAACACAUGGGGAAUGUUUGCUCGGGAUGAGCCACCAGCGUACAAGAAGAAUUCCUAUGGUGUUCACCCUUACUAUAUGGCAUUGGAAGAGGAUGGCAAUGCCAUUGGAGUGCUCCUGUUGAACAGCAAUGCCAUGGAUGUGACACUCCAACCUACCCCUGCCCUGACAUACCGCACCAUAGGAGGGAUUCUGGACUUCUAUAUGGUUCUGGGGCCAACACCUGAACUUGUAACUCAACAAUACACACAGUUGAUUGGUCGGCCAGCCAUGACUCCAUACUGGGCCUUAGGUUUCCAGCUGAGUCGCUAUGGAUACCAGAGUGAUGAAGAAAUCGCCAGUUUGUAUGAUGCAAUGGUGGCAGCCCAGAUUCCCUAUGACGUCCAGCAUGUAGACAUCGAUUACAUGGACCGGAAGUUGGACUUCACCCUCAGCUCCAGCUUUCAAAAUCUCAGUGUCCUGAUUAAUCAAAUGAAGAAAAAUGGCAUGAGGUUUAUUCUUAUUCUGGACCCAGCCAUUUCUGGCAAUGAGACACACUAUCUAACAUUUACUCGAGGACAGGAAAACAAUGUGUUCAUCAAAUGGCCUGACUCCGAUGACAUUGUCUGGGGCAAGGUUUGGCCAGAUUUGCCCAAUGUAAAUGUGGAUGGAUCCCUUGACCAUGAGACUCAAGUUAAGCUAUACAGGGCCUAUGUUGCUUUUCCUGACUUCCUGCACUCCAGCACAUCUGCAUGGUGGAAGAAAGAGAUAGAGGAGCUCUAUUCAAAUCCUCGGGAGCCAGGGAAGAGCUUGAAGUUUGAUGGGCUGUGGAUCGAUAUGAAUGAGCCUUCAAACUUCGUGGAUGGAUCUGUCAAUGGCUGCCGCAAUGAAAUUCUCAAUAAACCACCCUAUAUGCCAUAUUUGGAAGGCAGGGACAGAGGCCUGAGCAGCAACACACUGUGCAUGGAGAGUGAGCAGAUCCUUCCAGAUGGCUCCCGGGUUCAGCACUAUGAUGUGCAUAGCCUUUAUGGGUGGUCCCAGACCAGACCCACCUAUGAAGCUGUGCAGGAGGCGACAGGAGAGAGAGGGGUCGUCAUCACCCGCUCCACAUUCCCCUCUUCUGGACGCUGGGCAGGACACUGGCUGGGAGACAACACAGCUGCCUGGGACCAGCUGGGGAAAUCCAUCAUUGGCAUGAUGGAGUUCAGUCUCUUUGGAAUACCUUAUACAGGAGCAGAUAUCUGUGGGUUCUUUGGAGAUGCUGAGUUUGAGAUGUGUAUCCGCUGGAUGCAACUGGGUGCAUUUUAUCCAUUUUCCAGGAACCACAACAAUGCUGGGACUAGGAGACAAGAUCCCGUGGCCUGGAAUUCAACCUUUGAGGAGUACUCAAGGAAAGUACUGGAGACCAGGUACUCCCUGCUGCCGUAUCUGUACACCCUGAUGCACAAAGCUCACACUGAGGGCAGCACCGUCAUUCGAGCGCUUCUCCACGAGUUCAUAGAUGACAAUAAAACCUGGGAUAUAGACCAACAGUUCAUGUUGGGCCCUGCUCUCCUGAUCAGCCCCGUUCUGAAGAGUAACACAUUUGAGAUAUCUGCUUAUUUCCCCAGAGCCCGGUGGUAUGACCAUAGCACGGGAUCUGGCCAAGAAUCAAUAGGUGAAUGGAAAACAUUGGCAGCUCCUCUGGACCACAUCAACCUUCAUGUCAGAGGAGGCUACAUCCUGCCUUGGCAAGAGCCUGCAAUGAACACUCACUACAGUCGACAAAAUUUUGUGGGAUUGACUGUUGCUUUGGAUGAUAAAGGGAAGGCUGAAGGUCAGAUGUUUUGGGAUGAUGGACAAAGCAUGGACACAUAUGAAAAGGGAAAUUAUUUCUUGGCUAACUUUAUAGCAACACAGGACACCUUGAAAAUCCAGGUCAUACAUAAUCAGUAUCUGAGUAACUCAAAUCCACUGAAAGUUGGAUACAUUAGAAUCUGGGGUUUAAACUCCUCUUAUGUGGCACACAUCAGUCUUACCUACAACAACCAGCCAUUUACUGAGAACAAUUUCACAAGUGACCCCUACAAUCAGAAACUAACAAUUCAACUGACUGAAAAGAAUAUGAACUUAGAAGAGCUGACUGAGGUUAUUUGGGUUUAUGGAGAUCCAGCACUUCCCACACCAAUGACAACCAGUGUAUUUCCCACAAGCUCUCACCCAUCUGCAAAUAGCACUGAAAUAACUACACCUUUCCCUACAAGUCCUUCUACUGCUAACACUAGUGAUGUGAUUCCUUUCACAACAACUCCUGAAACAACCACUGUCCACAAUACAGCUAACACCACAUUUCCUGACAUAACUACACCUUUCCCUACAAGUCCUUCUACUGCUAACACUAGUGAUGUGAUUCCUUUCACAACAACUCCUGAAACAACCACUGUUGACAAUACAACUAACACCACAUUUCCUGACAUAACUACACCUUUCCCUACAAGUCCUGCUACUGCUAACACUAGUGAUGUGAUUCCAUUCACAACCACAACUCCUGAAACAACCACUGUCCACAAUACAACUAACACCACAUUUCCUGACAUAACUACACCUUUCCCUACAAGUCCUGCUACUGCUAACACUAGUGAUGUGAUUCCAUUCACAACCACAACUCCUGAAACAACCACUGUCGACAAUACAACUAACACCACAUUUCCUGACAUAACUACACCUUUCCCUACAAGUCCUGCUACUGCUAACACUAGUGAUGUGAUUCUAUUCACAACAACAACUCCUGAAACAACUACUGUUGACAACACAACUAACACCACAUUUCCUGACAUAACUACACCUUUCCCUACAAGUCCUGCUACUGCUAACACUAGUGAUGUGAUUCCAUUCACAACCACAACUCCUGAAACAACCACUGUCGACAAUACAACUAACACCACAUUUCCUGACAUAACUACACCUUUCCCUACAAGUCCUGCUACUGCUAACACUAGUGAUGUGAUUCCAUUCACAACAACAACACCUGAAACAACUACUGUUGACAACACAACUAACACCACAUUUCCUGACAUAACUACACCUUUCCCUACAAGUCCUGCUACGGCUAACACUAGUGAUGUGAUUCCUUCCACAACAACAACUCCUGAACCAAGUACAAACAGCACCACAUUUCCUGACAUAACUACAUCUUUCCCUACAAGUCCUUCUACUGCUAACACUAGUGAUGUGAUUCCUUCCACAACAACAACUCCUGAACCAACUACUGUCAACAAUACAACUAACACCAUAUUUCCCGACAUAACUACACCUUUCCCUACAAGUCCUGCUACUGCUAACACUAGUGAUGUGAUUCCAUUCACAACCACAACUCCUGAAACAACCACUGUCGACAAUACAACUAACACCACAUUUCCUGACAUAACUACACCUUUCCCUACAAGUCCUGCUACUGCUAACACUAGUGAUGUGAUUCCUUCCACAACAACAACUCCUGAACCAAGUACAAACAGCACCACAUUUCCUGACAUAACUACAUCUUUCCCUACAAGUCCUGCUACUGCUAACACUAGUGAUGUGAUUCCAUUCACAACCACAACUCCUGAAACAACCACUGUCGACAAUACAACUAACACCACAUUUCCUGACAUAACUACACCUUUCCCUACAAGUCCUGCUACUGCUAACACUAGUGAUGUGAUUCCAUUCACAACAACAACUCCUGAAACAACUACUGUUGACAACACAACUAACACCACAUUUCCUGACAUAACUACACCUUUCCCUACAAGUCCUGCUACGGCUAACACUAGUGAUGUGAUUCCAUUCACAACCACAACUCCUGAAACAACUACUGCUGACAAUACAACUAACACCACAUUUCCUGACAUAACUACACCUUUCCCUACAAGUCCUGCUACUGCUAACACUAGUGAUGUGAUUCCAUUCACAACAACAACUCUUGAACCAACUACUGUCCACAAUACAACUAACACCACAUUUCCUGACAUAACUACACCUUUCCCUACAAGUCCUGCUACUGCUAACACUAGUGAUGUGAUUCCAUUCACAACCACAACUCCUGAAACAACCACUGUCGACAAUACAACUAACACCACAUUUCCUGACAUAACUACACCUUUCCCUACAAGUCCUGCUACCGCUAACACUAGUGAUGUGAUUCCAUUCACAACAACAACUCCUGAAACAACUACUGUUGACAACACAACUAACACCACAUUUCCUGACAUAACUACACCUUUCCCUACAAGUCCUGCUACGGCUAACACUAGUGAUGUGAUUCCUUCCACAACAACAACUCCUGAACCAAGUACAAACAGCACCACAUUUCCUGACAUAACUACAUCUUUCCCUACAAGUCCUUCUACUGCUAACACUAGUGAUGUGAUUCCUUCCACAACAACAACUCCUGAAACAACUACUGUCAACAAUACAACUAACACCAUAUUUCCCGACAUAACUACACCUUUCCCUACAAGUCCUGCUACUGCUAACACUAGUGAUGUGAUUCCAUUCACAACCACAACUCCUGAAACACCCACUGUCCACAAUACAACUAACACCACAUUUCCUGACAUAACUACACCUUUCCCUACAAGUCCUGCUACUGCUAACACUAGUGAUGUGAUUCCAUUCACAACCACAACUCCUGAAACAACCACUGUUGACAACACAACUAACACCACAUUUCCUGCUCUAGCUACAAAUUUCCCUACCAGUCUUCCCACUGCUAACACUAGUGAUGUGAUUCCAUUCACAACCACAACUCCUGAAACAACUACUGCUGACAAUACAACUAACACCACAUUUCCUGACAUAACUACACCUUUCCCUACAAGUCCUGCUACUGCUAACACUAGUGAUGUGAUUCCAUUCACAACCACAACUCCUGAAACAACCACUGUCGACAAUACAACUAACACCACAUUUCCUGACAUAACUACACCUUUCCCUACAAGUCCUGCUACUGCUAACACUAGUGAUGUGAUUCCUUUCACAACCACAACUCCUGAAACAACCACUGUCCACAAUACAACUAACACCACAUUUCCUGACAUAACUACACCUUUCCCUACAAGUCCUGCUACUGCUAACACUAGUGAUGUGAUUCCAUUCACAACCACAACUCCUGAAACAACCACUGUCGACAAUACAACUAACACCACAUUUCCUGACAUAACUACACCUUUCCCUACAAGUCCUGCUACUGCUAACACUAGUGAUGUGAUUUCAUUCACAACAACAACUCCUGAAACAACUACUGUUGACAACACAACUAACACCACAUUUCCUGACAUAACUACACCUUUCCCUACAAGUCCUGCUACUGCUAACACUAGUGAUGUGAUUCCAUUCACAACCACAACUCCUCAAACAACCACUGUCCACAAUACAACUAACUCCACAUUUCCUGAUAUAACUACACCUUUCCCUACAAGUCCUGCUACUGCUAACACUAGUGAUGUGAUUCCAUUCACAACAACAACUCUUGAACCAACUACUGUCCACAAUACAACUAACACCACAUUUCCUGAAAUAACUACACCUUUCCCUACAAGUCCUGCUACUGCUAACACUAGUGAUGUGAUUCCAUUCACAACCACAACUCCUGAAACAACCACUGUCCACAAUACAACUAACACCACAUUUCCUGACAUAACUACACCUUUCCCUACAAGUCCUGCUACCGCUAACACUAGUGAUGUGAUUCCAUUCACAACAACAACUCCUGAAACAACUACUGUUGACAACACAACUAACACCACAUUUCCUGACAUAACUACACCUUUCCCUACAAGUCCUGCUACGGCUAACACUAGUGAUGUGAUUCCUUCCACAACAACAACUCCUGAACCAAGUACAAACAGCACCACAUUUCCUGACAUAACUACAUCUUUCCCUACAAGUCCUUCUACUGCUAACACUAGUGAUGUGAUUCCUUCCACAACAACAACUCCUGAAACAACUACUGUCAACAAUACAACUAACACCAUAUUUCCCGACAUAACUACACCUUUCCCUACAAGUCCUGCUACUGCUAACACUAGUGAUGUGAUUCCAUUCACAACCACAACUCCUGAAACACCCACUGUCCACAAUACAACUAACACCACAUUUCCUGACAUAACUACACCUUUCCCUACAAGUCCUGCUACUGCUAACACUAGUGAUGUGAUUCCAUUCACAACCACAACUCCUGAAACAACCACUGUUGACAACACAACUAACACCACAUUUCCUGCUCUAGCUACAAAUUUCCCUACCAGUCUUCCCACUGCUAACACUAGUGAUGUGAUUCCAUUCACAACCACAACUCCUGAAACAACUACUGCUGACAAUACAACUAACACCACAUUUCCUGACAUAACUACACCUUUCCCUACAAGUCCUGCUACUGCUAACACUAGUGAUGUGAUUCCAUUCACAACCACAACUCCUGAAACAACCACUGUCGACAAUACAACUAACACCACAUUUCCUGACAUAACUACACCUUUCCCUACAAGUCCUGCUACUGCUAACACUAGUGAUGUGAUUCCUUUCACAACCACAACUCCUGAAACAACCACUGUCCACAAUACAACUAACACCACAUUUCCUGACAUAACUACACCUUUCCCUACAAGUCCUGCUACUGCUAACACUAGUGAUGUGAUUCCAUUCACAACCACAACUCCUGAAACAACCACUGUCGACAAUACAACUAACACCACAUUUCCUGACAUAACUACACCUUUCCCUACAAGUCCUGCUACUGCUAACACUAGUGAUGUGAUUUCAUUCACAACAACAACUCCUGAAACAACUACUGUUGACAACACAACUAACACCACAUUUCCUGACAUAACUACACCUUUCCCUACAAGUCCUGCUACUGCUAACACUAGUGAUGUGAUUCCAUUCACAACCACAACUCCUCAAACAACCACUGUCCACAAUACAACUAACUCCACAUUUCCUGAUAUAACUACACCUUUCCCUACAAGUCCUGCUACUGCUAACACUAGUGAUGUGAUUCCAUUCACAACAACAACUCUUGAACCAACUACUGUCCACAAUACAACUAACACCACAUUUCCUGAAAUAACUACACCUUUCCCUACAAGUCCUGCUACUGCUAACACUAGUGAUGUGAUUCCAUUCACAACCACAACUCCUGAAACAACCACUGUCGACAAUACAACUAACACCACAUUUCCUGACAUAACUACACCUUUCCCUACAAGUCCUGCUACCGCUAACACUAGUGAUGUGAUUCCAUUCACAACAACAACUCCUGAAACAACUACUGUUGACAACACAACUAACACCACAUUUCCUGACAUAACUACACCUUUCCCUACAAGUCCUGCUACGGCUAACACUAGUGAUGUGAUUCCUUCCACAACAACAACUCCUGAACCAAGUACAAACAGCACCACAUUUCCUGACAUAACUACAUCUUUCCCUACAAGUCCUUCUACUGCUAACACUAGUGAUGUGAUUCCUUCCACAACAACAACUCCUGAAACAACUACUGUCAACAAUACAACUAACACCAUAUUUCCCGACAUAACUACACCUUUCCCUACAAGUCCUGCUACUGCUAACACUAGUGAUGUGAUUCCAUUCACAACCACAACUCCUGAAACACCCACUGUCCACAAUACAACUAACACCACAUUUCCUGACAUAACUACACCUUUCCCUACAAGUCCUGCUACUGCUAACACUAGUGAUGUGAUUCCAUUCACAACCACAACUCCUGAAACAACCACUGUUGACAACACAACUAACACCACAUUUCCUGCUCUAGCUACAAAUUUCCCUACCAGUCUUCCCACUGCUAACACUAGUGAUGUGAUUCCAUUCACAACCACAACUCCUGAAACAACUACUGCUGACAAUACAACUAACACCACAUUUCCUGACAUAACUACACCUUUCCCUACAAGUCCUGCUACUGCUAACACUAGUGAUGUGAUUCCAUUCACAACCACAACUCCUGAAACAACCACUGUCGACAAUACAACUAACACCACAUUUCCUGACAUAACUACACCUUUCCCUACAAGUCCUGCUACUGCUAACACUAGUGAUGUGAUUCCUUUCACAACCACAACUCCUGAAACAACCACUGUCCACAAUACAACUAACACCACAUUUCCUGACAUAACUACACCUUUCCCUACAAGUCCUGCUACUGCUAACACUAGUGAUGUGAUUCCAUUCACAACCACAACUCCUGAAACAACCACUGUCGACAAUACAACUAACACCACAUUUCCUGACAUAACUACACCUUUCCCUACAAGUCCUGCUACUGCUAACACUAGUGAUGUGAUUUCAUUCACAACAACAACUCCUGAAACAACUACUGUUGACAACACAACUAACACCACAUUUCCUGACAUAACUACACCUUUCCCUACAAGUCCUGCUACUGCUAACACUAGUGAUGUGAUUCCAUUCACAACCACAACUCCUCAAACAACCACUGUCCACAAUACAACUAACUCCACAUUUCCUGAUAUAACUACACCUUUCCCUACAAGUCCUGCUACUGCUAACACUAGUGAUGUGAUUCCAUUCACAACAACAACUCUUGAACCAACUACUGUCCACAAUACAACUAACACCACAUUUCCUGAAAUAACUACACCUUUCCCUACAAGUCCUGCUACUGCUAACACUAGUGAUGUGAUUCCAUUCACAACCACAACUCCUGAAACAACCACUGUCCACAAUACAACUAACUCCACAUUUCCUGAUAUAACGACACCUUUCCCUACAAGUCCUGCUACUGCUAACACUAGUAAUGUGAUUCCAUUCACAACAACAACUCCUGAAACAACCACUGUCGACAAUACAACUAACACCACAUUUCCUGACAUAACUACACCUUUCCCUACAAGUCUUGCUACGGCUAACACUAGUGAUGUGAUUCCUUCCACAACAACAACUCCUGAACCAAGUACAACCAGCACCACAUUUCCUGACAUAACUACGUCUUUCUCUACAAGUCCUACUGUUGUUAACACUAGUGAUGUGAUUCCUUUCACAACCACAACUCCUGAAACAACUACUGUUGACAAUACAACUAACACCACAUUUCCUGACAUAACUACACCUUUCCCUACAAGUCCUGCUACUGCUAACACUAGUGAUGUGAUUCCUUUCACAACCACAACUCCUGAAACAACCACUGUCCACAAUACAACUAACACCACAUUUCCUGACAUAACUACACCUUUCCCUACAAGUCCUACCGUUGCUAACACUAGUGAUGUGAUUCCAUUCACAACAACAACUCCUGAAACAACCACUCUUGACAACACAACUAACACCACAUUUCCUGCUCUAGCUACAAAUUUCCCUACCAGUCUUCCCCCUGCUAACACUAGUGAUGAUUCCAUUCACAACCACAACCCCUGAACCAAUUACUGUCCACAAUACAACUAACACCACAUUUCCUGACAUAACUACACCUUUCCCUACAAGUCCUACUGUUGCUAACACUAGUGAUGUGAUUCCAUUCACAACAACAACUCCUGAAACAACCACUGUUGACAAUACAACUAACACCACAUUUCCUGAUAACUACAGCUUUCCCUACAAGUCCUGAUACUGCUUACACUAGUGAUGUGAUUCCAUUCACAUCUACAACCUCUGAAACAACUACUGUUGACAAUACAACUAAUACCACAUUUCCUGACAUAACUACAAAUUUCCUACCAGUCUUCCCAGUGCUGACACUAGUGAUAUGAUUAAUCACAACCACAACUACUGCAGAAAGUACUGUUGACAAUGUAACUAGUACUAUACUUCCUCCAAGAAUUACACCUUUAGUUAGCAGUACUCCAAUUGUUAGCACUAGUGCUGUGGUCCCUGUCACAGCGACAGCUAUUGGAACAAGUACUGUGGAUGCUGCAAACUCUACUGUGGUGCCAUGAUGUUACUCAAGGGUCUAGUGCAGUGGUUCUCAACUUUCCUAAUUCUGUGACUAUUUUGCAGAGUUCCUCAUAUUGUGGUCAACUUCAACCAUAAAAUUAUUUUGUUACUAUUUUACAACUGUAGUUUUGCUGCUGUUAUUAAUAAUAAUGUAUAUUAUCUGAUACGUGUCCCCUGUGGAGGUCGAGACCCACAGGUUGAGAGCCAUUGCUACAAAAAUUGUGAAUGUACUUAGCAUAGCUUGGCUUCCAAAAAUAGUUUUUGUCUCAUCUUAGAUAUAGAUACUCCAAGAACGACAACAAUUGUAGAUGUAUAAGGAUGUAUCCAUUCCAAAUAUAACUUCUACCAAAGAAGGUAUACAUGCUUAUCCUGAUGUCUGAAUGCAUACCACAAUUAUUUCCUAUGUUAGCUAUUAUACCUAUGGCCUUAUUGGUUAAAUGAUGCAUAUGUCCAUGGCCUUCACUUGCAAUAUUCAUACCUCAUUACCAUACCACACCACAUUCUGUGAGUACUAUUGCUAUAGGUUUUGUGAAAUAGUCCCACUCAUACUGUUUUCUUGGGUUACAAGGCCUAAUCCAAUAUUGGAGAGCCCUAAUGAUACUGAAGUUACCUCACUGACAGCAAUUGUUUACAUUGUAGAUUCUUUUUCACAUUACUAAUGAUGUGAAAAGUAGUAUUUUAUUUUCCUAUGGACUUUUCCAAAUAUUCUGUCUUGGCUGUCUAUGCAGUAGCUUACUAUCAUACAUACUAACGCCAUUUUUGCUUUCAAGGGAAUUCCAGCUAUUGGUAUAGACAUUGAAACUGCCACUAUUGUAGAUGUUUAUAAAUCUCAACUUCAAGCACUGAAGUCAUUAAAUUAUAGACAUAGCAAUUUUACUAUCAAAGAAAAUAAAUAUAAGAUUACAGGUGCUAAAAAUAUAGGUUCUCUAGCCUUGCAAUAAUUACUCUUAUAAGUGUUAGUGACACUAUACAGCUCUCAUAAGCAUAUUGAGCCUUCCUCAUCUCAAGUGCUUGGUACUAAAACUGUUUCAGAUUUUAUAUUCCACAUGUCUGAACAUUUGCAUCUACAGAGUGAUAUAUCAAAUCCAAACAUGACAUUCAUUAAUGCUCAUGUAUACCCUAGACAUACAGAGCUUGAAAUUAUUUCAUAUAACAUUUAAAGUAAUUAUAUGCAUAAAACAAAGUUCAUGAUGUGAAGUUUUCCACUCAUGGCAUUAUGUUGGUACUCAAAAUGUGUUAUAUUUUUGGAUUAGGAAUACUCCUACUUGUACUUCUGUUUAUAGAUACCAAACUGCUCUAGAAUUUUGAAAUCACUCUUCUGAGCUAGUUUUAGGCCCUCACUGUUCCCGCUAAUGACUAACUCUGACGUGCUUACAUACUAGAACUUACCCAGACCGAGAUAUGACCAUAGGCAUAGCCCCAGGAAGCAGUCUAUCCUGGAUUGGAGUUUCUAAUCCUGGUCACCUAUCCUUUUACUUUGUUGUUUUAUUGUCAAGUCUCUCCUUUGGUAUGUUAGAGGUUCCUGAAUGGUUCUGAUCUCUCAUAAACAAAUUUACCACACACCUUUGACCUACUGCUUCCUUAGAUCACUCCCUACCCUCAUCAGUAGACUCAUGGAUAUUACCCAAUCUAGCCAAUUGGGCACUAUUGAAGGUUUGAGCGGUAUUCUCAAAAUGUAGUUAUGAAAUCUGUGGGUUCCCCAGACACUUUGUAAAGUCAAUAGCAUAAAAUAUGUUCUCAUAAUA
Molecule: messenger RNA, 28562 nt
Organism: Peromyscus californicus insignis
Lineage: Eukaryota; Metazoa; Chordata; Mammalia; Rodentia; Cricetidae
Gene: Mgam
Product: maltase-glucoamylase
Exons: 163
Coding region: 1-26301 (8766 amino acids)
Biological process (GO): carbohydrate metabolic process
Molecular function (GO): carbohydrate binding; alpha-1,4-glucosidase activity
Source: RefSeq, a predicted model, not a curated record